Molecule: messenger RNA, 2713 nt
Organism: Drosophila arizonae
Lineage: Eukaryota; Metazoa; Arthropoda; Insecta; Diptera; Drosophilidae
Cellular component (GO): extracellular region
Molecular function (GO): chitin binding
Source: RefSeq, a predicted model, not a curated record
CCACUUCCAUAAAUGCCACUGAGCCAGCUCGAACGGCAAUUAGUUGCGCUCGAUGUUCAGGCGAGGAGAAAUGUGCAAAUUCAAGAAAGAAAUUGUCUCAAUCGGCUUGCUCUUGCUGAUUGGAGCUCAUAGCUCGCUGGCGCAAUGGGCGAAUAUUUGCUCCGAUGCGGAGGAUGGAACGCGUCUGGCCUUGCCCUUGGAUUGUGCUCGAUUUGCGGUGUGCGAAGAUCGUGAAGUUGCGCAGAUUCGCCGCUGUCCACGUGGCCUGCACUUCAACUCGGAGCUGGGUGAAUGCGAUUUCCAGUGGCGUGCCGUUUGUACGGGUCUCUUGCCGUUCGGUAAGGCGGUCGCCGACGAGGAUUGUGUGUGCACCUGUUGUGCCGAGCAGUGUCCCGAUGAGCCCAGUGUUCCGGAGCAGACUACGCCCUGUCAGCCGGUGGAGAGUACCACGAAGCCCACCGGCCCCACCAGCAGCCCGGAUAUAGGUGUGACAGAGACAGUGCCCGAUGAGACGACGUCUGAGGGGGAGACUACCUACAAUACGGAGCCCGCUCCUGGUCCCAGUCCAACCGAUAGUCCGGUGGCACCACCAGGCGGUGGUGGUGACGUGCCCGCCUUCUGCGUCGACAAGCGUCCGGAUUGUGUAAAUCAGCCGGACGGAGCUUUGCUGCAGCUGCCUGGCGUCUGCACGAAGUUCAUUCAAUGCAAUCACGGCUGCAGCACGGAGCAGAUCUGUCCCAGCGGCCUCUACUUCGAUCCCAUUGAAGGCAUCUGCAAUUAUCCGUGGGACGUGGACUGCAAGCCAGUGAGCACAGACGACAAUGAUGGUGAGGUGGUGGGUCCAUCGGGCACCACUUGCAGUGAUCAGGGCAUUUGCGCCGGCCAACGGGAUGGUAAGAUGUUUGCUGAUCCGGAUACCAAUGGCUACUUCGUUUGCCAGUGCCAGUGUCCCAUUGCCAUGCCCUGCGAUGCGAAUACCAAAUUCAAUGAGGCGGCUCAGGUCUGUGACUGGGAUAAUGUACCAAAUACGGAUGGCGGUAGUGACGGCGGUAGCGGUGGUAGCGGUGGUAGCGGCGGCGGUAGUGGCAGCAGCGCUGUCAUAUGUCCCGAUGGUCUGAUCUACAAUGCCACUUCCGAUCAGUGCGAUUAUGCGCCGGACUAUGUGCCAGAUGUCGUCUGCCCAAACACCGAGACUAUUUGCCAGAACCAGCCGGAGGGCGAACUCUUCCCCAUUAACGGUGUUUGCAACAAGUUCUACAAAUGUAAUUUCAACUGUGCCAUAGAGCAGAUCUGUCCCAAUAAUUUGCUCUAUGAUGCCAAGACCAAGAUCUGUGACUAUCCCCAAAAUGUUAAAUGUGAAUGGCCGUAUUCGCCACCAACUGGCCCGGAAGCCGGACCCUCAGGCAUUUCCUGUGAAAGCAACGGCCGCUGCCUGGGACAGCGCGAAGGCACCUAUUUCCCAUCCCUGACCAGCUGCAGCGGCUACGUCGUCUGCCAGUGCGAGUGCGAAGUGCCCAUGGAGUGUUCGCCAGGUCUCUACUGGGACACCAAAUUGUCCACUUGCAAUUAUCCUGACAAAGCCGGCUGCUCUCCGUAUCUCCUCUUCGUUGCUAUGGCCUUAGUCUUGGGAGCCGUGGCCGAUGAUGAUUGCUGCGAAGUCGGCGAUACCAAGCCGGACGAAAACGAUUGCACUCAAUACUACGGCUGCUGUACGGGAAAGUUCGUUCUUAAGUCCUGCCCAAGCGGACAAUACUGGAAUAGAGAUACCAAACAAUGUGAAGACGACAAUGGCCAAUGCGUUACUGUAGCUCCCUGCACAUGUACAGAUGGAGAUGUCAAGGCAGAUGAUUCAGACUGCACCAAAUAUCUGGUCUGCAAGAACGGAGAAUAUGUCUCCGCUUCCUGCAACUCUGGUGACUACUGGAACGCGGCUAGCAAACAGUGUGAGCAGGAUAAUGGUCAGUGCGUUACUCAGGCUUCAUGCACAAAUGGAGAUACCCAGGCAGAUGCUUCGGACUGCACCAAAUAUCUGGUCUGUCAGAACGGACAAUAUGUCUCCGCUUCCUGCAACUCUGGUGACUACUGGAACACGGCUAGCAAACAGUGUGAGCAGGAUAAUGGUCAGUGCGUUUCAGUAGGCUGUAAAGAUGGCGUUCUUAAGCCAGAUGAAUCUAACUGUGCUGGUUUCUACGAGUGUGUGGAUAAUAAGUUUGUCCAGAGAAAAUGCCCUGCUCAAACCUAUUUCGAUAAUUCGCUGGGUGCUUGCGUUAUUGAUGAGAACGGUGUUUGUAUUCCCAAGGUCUGCGAUGCCGAAUGCUGUGAUAUGCCUAACAAUUGGAUUGGACCCGUCGAUAAGAACUGCUCGGCAUUCAUUCAAUGUCUAUAUGGCAAUGUGAUCCAGCAGAACUGUCCCAACAAUCUGCAGUUCAACAAUAUUACCAAGGAAUGCGACUAUCCCGAUGUUGUCCAAUGCGAUGAUGGCAGCCCACCGCCAAGUGGACCCACAGCCGGCCCCUCCGGCACCUACUGUGAGAGCAAGGGUCGUUGUCUUGGAAAACGCGAUGGCACCAUGUUAGUCGAUGACAAGAAUAAAUGCAGCGGUGGCUAUAUUGUAUGCCAGUGUGAGUGUGAGGUUGCCUUCACCUGUAGCGCCGGCUUGGUUUUCAACCAGCAGGUUCUCGCGUGUGACUGGCCAGAUAAUUCUGACUGCUAA